Molecule: messenger RNA, 1614 nt
Organism: Aspergillus calidoustus
Lineage: Eukaryota; Fungi; Ascomycota; Eurotiomycetes; Eurotiales; Aspergillaceae
Source: the annotation of a GenBank genome assembly
AUGGUCAAACUAGGCAAAAACUCUAAGCGGACGCCUGUCCGGCUCCGACACAAGAUUGAGAAAGCCUCCGCGGCGAAGCAGCGCAAGCAGAGAAAGCUUGCUAAGAAGAACCCCGAAUGGCGCUCCAAGAUCAAGAAGGAUCCCGGCAUCCCCAACCUGUUCCCGCACAAAGAGAAGAUGCUCCAGGAAAUCGAGGAGCGGAGACGCAUGAAGGCCGAGGAACAAGAGAGAAUCCGCGAGGAUGCCCGUGCGAGACGCGCUGCGCUGAAGCAGAGCGGUGGACAGGAGGGUGCCGCUGAAAACCAGAUGGUCGAUAUUGAGGGCGAUGAGCUGCUGGAUGACGAGAUGGACGAGGACAUGGCUGAUUCGGCGAACCCGAUGGCUGCACUACUUGCGUCUGCUCGUGCUCGCGCAGCGGAGUAUGACGGCGAGGAGAGUGAUGAGGACGAGGAUGAGAUGGAUGAGGAUGAUGAUGAGAUGGGUGGGCUGAGUGAGGAAGAUGAGGUGGAUGAAGAUGGUGCUCCAGCGCUUGUGGCGGGUAAGGAGACAUCGCGACGGGCGUUCGAUAAGGUCUUUAAGAAGGUCGUUGAGGCUGCGGAUGUUGUCUUGUAUGUGCUAGAUGCCCGUGACCCUGAGGGUACGCGGUCGAAGGAGGUCGAGCGGGAGAUUAUGGCUGCGGAUGGUGGUCAGAAGCGUCUGAUCCUUAUUCUCAACAAGAUUGAUCUUGUGCCUCCACCAGUACUGAAGAACUGGUUGAUCCAUCUGCGCCGCUACUUCCCCACCCUCCCGCUGAAGGCUUCCAACGGUGCCGGCAACGCCCACAGCUUCGACCACAAGCAGCUCUCCGUCAAAGGAACGUCAGAGACGCUGUUCCGCGCUCUCAAGACAUACUCCCAGAACAAGGACCUUAAGCGCGCCAUCUCUGUCGGUGUCAUCGGAUACCCCAACGUCGGCAAGUCCUCCGUCAUCAACGCUCUCACGGCCCGCAUGAACAAGGGCUCCAGCAACGCCUGCCCCACUGGUGCCGAGGCCGGUGUCACUACCAACCUCCGCGAGGUCAAGCUCGACAGCAAGUUGAAGCUCAUCGACUCGCCCGGGAUCGUCUUCCCCAACACCAGCGAGAAGAAGAGCAAGAAGAAGCAGGACGAGCAGGCCCGUCUUAUCCUCCUCAACGCCAUCCCCCCUAAACAGAUCGAGGACCCCAUCCCCGCUGUGACACUCCUUCUCAAGCGCCUCUCGUCUUCCGAGGACCUCCUCCAGAAACUGCUCAAGGUCUACAACAUCCCCACCCUCUUCCCUGCCAGCUCAACCGCCGACCAGACAAACGGCUUCCUGAUCGAAGUUGCGCGCAAGCGCGGCCGUCUCGGCAAGGGCGGUAUCCCUAACCUCGAAGCUGCCGCGAUGACAGUUGUCAACGACUGGCGUGACGGACGUAUCCAGGGAUGGGCUACUCCUCCUGUUCUCCAGGUCGUCGAUGCGAAUGCCGGAUCCACUGCUGCCGCGGCUGCUGCGCCUGGUGUCGACACACGGCAGGUCGUCACACAGUGGGCUGCAGAGUUCAAGAUCGAGGGCCUUUGGGGCAACGGGGCUGGUGAUGAAACUAUGGAGGAGUAG